Cornus florida is the source of this 2147-nucleotide messenger RNA. RefSeq names its product pentatricopeptide repeat-containing protein At1g62720-like. The transcript has 2 exons. Bases 308 to 2023 code for a protein of 571 amino acids. The record is from RefSeq and is a predicted model, not a curated record. Gene Ontology annotation, molecular function: protein binding. Lineage: Eukaryota; Viridiplantae; Streptophyta; Magnoliopsida; Cornales; Cornaceae.
UUUAUAGGGCCACGUUAAUAGGUUGGAUGAAAUUAAUUCAACUUGAGAUGGACACAACAAGCAUGCUCCCAUUUUAAUUAUCUAAAAAUAAAAAAACAGUGAGAAAGGAGAGAGAGAGGGUGGGAGGUUAUUAAGGGUAUUUUGGGGUCUUGGUCUAAAUUGAAUAAACUGCCACAUUUUUUUUCUUUAUAUAGGAUUUUGUUGUUUUUUUUUCACUUUAUCCUCCUUUAUUUAAUUAUAUUCCACAUUUUUAUGAACGGGUUGGAGCAUCAAGUCACCUUUGAACUCUCAGCGAUGGUGAAGAGAAAUGGAUCUGCUAUUGCUUCUUGGGUCUGGAGAAGGUUAUUUUCUCACAAUUGCCUCUCAAAAAGGUACUUGUCUUCCUACUACUACUACUUUUCUCUCUCUAAACCCAAACCCAUUAUGGCAUGUUCAUUAUACAGUUUCAUUUCACUCUCAUUCUUCUACUUCAGAUCGUAAAUCACUGACCCAGAAACCUAGAAUUGGGUUUUACAAUAUUAAUAAUCUCCAAGACGCUCUCAAUUUAUUCUAUCGAAUGCUCCAAACGCGACCUUUGCCUUCUGUUAUUGAAUUUACUCAGCUUCUAGGGUUUAUUACCAGAAUGAAACAUUACCCUACUGUUGUUUCUCUCUACAAACAAAUGCUUGUGUUGGGUAUAUCUGUUGAUGAUUACACCAUGAACAUUGUAAUAAACUGUUAUUGCUACCUCAAUCGAGUCGAUUUUGGAUUUGCUACCUUAGGCCGACUUACUAUUGAACCUGAUGGAGUUAUGUAUGGAACAAUGAUAAAUGGUCUUUGCAAAACAGGGAAUACUAGCAUGGCCAUUGGGCUACUUAGGGAUAUGGAGAAAACAAGGGUUUCUAGUGCUGACUUAGUAAUGUAUAACACCAUAAUUGAUAGUCUUUGCAAGGACAGAAUGGUAGAUGAUGCUUUGGUCUUUUUCUCCGAAAUGAUUGAGAAAGGUAUGUUGCCUGAUGUUAUCACAUACAAUUCAUUGAUUCACGGACUUUGCAAUUUUGGUCGAUGGAAAGAGGCUAAAAGACUAUUGAAUGAGAUGGUGGAUCUGAAAAUUUUUCCAGAUGUAUAUUCCUUCAAUAUUUUGGUAGAUGCACUUUGCAAAGAAGGGUUGGUAAGAGAUACAGAGAGUAUACUAAAAAUCAUGAUUCAGAGAGGUGAGAAUCCUGAUGUAGUCACUUACAAUGCUUUGAUCGAUGGAUAUUGUUUGCAAGGCCAGAUGGAUGAAGCGAUGAAAGCAUUCAAUUCCAUGGUGGACAGGGGUAUUGUGCCAACCAAUAUUACUUAUAACAUCCUAAUCAAUGGAUAUUGCAUGCAGAUGAAGAUUGAUGAGGCCAUGCAUCUCUUGCUAGAAAUGCCCAGUAAAGGAUUGAAAUCCACAAUUGACACUUAUACAACUAUGCUGCAGGGGCUGUUCCGAAAUGGUAGAUGUGCUGCAGCGAGAAAACUUCUGAAUGAGAUGCAAGAUAGAGGCCAAAUUCCAAGUACACGCACUUACUGUGUCCUAUUGGAUGGCCUGUGCAAAAACGGGCACAUUUCUGAAGCGUUGUCAAUAUUUCACACGAUGGAAAGCAAUGGAUUAAAUUCUCAUAUUUUUAUUUACAACAUUCUCAUUGAUGGACUUUGCAAGAAUGUACAAUUGGAUGUCGCAUGGGAUCUUUUUGAUAAACUUUCCUUCAAAGAGAUGCAGCCUGAUGUUAUUACGUAUAAUAUACUUAUUCAGGGACUUUGUGUAGGAGGACUACUGAAGAAAGCUGAAGAGCUGCUCAGAAAAAUGGAAGAGACUGGUUGCUUGCCAGAUGGGGUCACUUACAACACUAUAGUCCGAGGAUGUAUGAGGAGAAAAAAGUGUGACAAGGCAGUGGCACUUCUAGAGGAAAUGACCAAGAAGGGUUUUUCAGUGGAUGCCUCUACUUUUUCUAUGUUACUUUUUCAAGACCCUGCGCUCCUCAAAAUGAUUCAGAAGUUCGUGCCAUGGACGUCCUAGCCUAAGUGCUACAUGGAUUUCAGCACUUCUCAGGAUGGAUAUUGUUGUUUUAACAUCUUGAAACUUGGUGUUUUCAAUCACUCAUGGCAUGGCUAUAAAAUGUUAAUACUAAUCUUUGUUCUUC